AGCUAUGCUUGAAGACUUCUACAACCCGUAUCUAAUGCCACACUCCUUCUGGUCGACGGUCGAAUAUCUUAACGAACGUCGAGUGGGCUCGAGUGUGGAUCCCUAUAAACUAAAGCUCCGCAAAGGAGAUGGCAUCAAGUUUAACAACGCCACGCCUUUCACCCCGAGCUAUGUGCAGCUCGGGACCUCAAGCACCGACCAGUACGCGAAUCGAGUGCAAGGCCGGCACAUGUUCCUCGCGAAUCCGGUGAAAGCCAGCGCCGCCAAGCAGGAGAGGGAGAAGCGACGAAAUGAACGACGGAAGGCGAACGAGCUGAAGCAACGCGGCGUUAUGGGCAAGAGGGAGGCGCGCGAGAAGGGCAUCUGGAAGCUCGACCCGGCGCAAGCCAAAUAUGCACUGUUUCUGCCGCUACAUCAUAUGUGGAUGGCUUACAUGUCGGAGCUCUUGAGCCUGAAUGCCCCCCCUGAAGAUCCUUCCACACCUCACACUGCCGCCGCAAUGCCUAGUUCCGCAGGCAUGCACGCCAAACUCGUGAAGGCUGACUUUCAUGGCUCUAUCAUGACAGUUCGCCAGAGCAGAAAUUCGGCGCUGAUAGGGCUAUCAGGCAUCGUGGUUCACGAAACCGAGAAUACAUUCAAAAUCGUUACACCCAAGGACCAAGUGAAAGUGCUACCCAAGCAGCACUCAAUCUUCGCAUUCGCCGUUCCGCUGUAUUCAACGCUUGGACCGUCACCAAGCGAUCCCUUUGCGGCACUCGCGAAUCUAGGCCAGACAGUACAAACCACAACUGUGUCGGACGGACCGCAUAUCGAGUUCGAAUUGCACGGCAAUCAGUUCUGCUAUCGUGCUUCUGAACGCGCUGGCCGUAAAUUCAAACACAAGGAGACCAUCGAACUCUGA
Punctularia strigosozonata HHB-11173 SS5 is the source of this 901-nucleotide messenger RNA. RefSeq names its product RNase P/MRP p29 subunit. Bases 5 to 901 code for a protein of 298 amino acids. Gene Ontology annotation, biological process: rRNA processing; tRNA 5'-leader removal. NCBI's taxonomy places the organism in Eukaryota, Fungi, Basidiomycota, Agaricomycetes, Corticiales, Punctulariaceae. The record is from RefSeq and is a predicted model, not a curated record. Gene Ontology annotation, molecular function: ribonuclease P RNA binding. The transcript has 5 exons. Gene Ontology annotation, cellular component: ribonuclease MRP complex; ribonuclease P complex.